AUGGCAAGAAUUUCAACCCCCUUCCCGGGAUUUUUGAUUUUAGUAUUAUGUUGCUAUGCAUCCAACAUGGCAAAAGUGACAGGAUACACGGCAUACACAGACCCGAACCAGCCAAUUCGUAUUAGGAUCAGGGAUCUCAUGAUGAGAAUGACUCUUCAAGAAAAGAUUGGUCAGAUGGUCCAAAUUGAACGUGCCAAUGCCUCUGCUGAAAUCAUGAAUAAAUUCUUUAUUGGAAGUGUAUUAAGUGGUGGAGGGAGUGUCCCUGCUCCUAAGGCUACUGCACAGCAAUGGAUUGAUGCAGUGAACGAUUUUCAGAAAGGGGCUAUGUCCACUCGUCUUGCAAUCCCUAUGAUAUAUGGAAUUGAUGCUGUUCAUGGCCACAACAAUGCGUACAAUGCAACCAUUUUUCCUCAUAAUGUGGGCCUUGGAGUGACCAGAGAUCCUGACCUUAUAAGGAGGAUCGGGAGUGCAACUGCACGUGAAGUUCGAGCCACUGGAAUUCCUUAUACAUUUGCUCCAUGUGUUGCGGUCUGCAGAGAUCCGAGGUGGGGUCGAUGCUACGAGAGCUACAGUGAGGACCCCAAGAUUGUCAAAAUGAUGACUGAUAUCAUCUCAGGGUUGCAAGGAGAACUCCCUAAUAAUUCUUAUGUCUCCCAUCCAUAUAUUGAAGGAAAGAAUAAGGUGGCAGCUUGUGCAAAGCACUAUGUUGGUGAUGGAGGCACAAUGAAGGGCAUUAAUGAAAAUGACACCAUUGUUACCCCGCGAGUAUUGUACGGCAUCCACAUGCCUCCUUACUAUAUUUCAAUCAUUAAGGGUGUUUCUACUAUCAUGGUAUCCUACUCGAGUGUGAACGGAGUGAAGAUGCAUGCAAACGAAAGGUUGGUGACUCGGUUUCUUAAGAAAAGACUCCAUUUUGAGGGUUUCGUCAUCUCAGAUUGGCAAGGACUUGACAGGAUUACCUCUCCACCACAUGCAGACUACACAUAUUCUAUUCAAGCUGCAAUUCUAGCUGGAAUUGACAUGGUCAUGGUUCCUUACAAUUACCCAGAAUUUAUUGAUGGCUUGACCGAUCUGGUUAAUAAGAAUGUCAUUCCCAUGAGCCGAAUAGAUGAUGCCGUAAGUAGGAUCUUGCGGGUUAAGUUCACCUUGGGUCUCUUUGAGAACCCUAUGGCUGAUAACAGUCUAGCUGAUAUGCUUGGAGCCCAGGAAAAUAGAGAUAUUGCUAGGGAAGCUGUGAGGAAAUCUCUUGUUUUAUUAAAAAAUGGAAAGCCUACGUAUGCUGGGGGUUUUUUGCCCCUCAUCAAGGAACAGCCAAAGAUUCUUGUUGUUGGAACUCAUGCAGACAACUUGGGCUAUCAAUGCGGUGGAUGGACAAUCGAAUGGCAAGGACUCAGUGGCAAUGACCUCACAAUUGGAACCACCAUCCUCCAAGGCAUUCAAGAAACUGUUGACCCAAGCACCAAGGUGGAAUUCAUUGAGAACCCAGACCCUGCCACAGUGAGGUUCAGUUCUUUCUCAUAUGCUAUUGUGGUAGUAGGUGAGAAACCAUAUGCAGAGACUAAUGGUGAUAAUAUGGACCUCACACUCCCCGAUCCCGGACCAAGUAUAAUCAACAAUACAUGCAGCAAUAUCAAGUGUGUUGUAGUUGUCAUCUCCGGGCGUCCCCUUGUGCUUGAACCAUAUCUUGAAUCAAUGGAUGGUCUUGUGGCUGCAUGGCUCCCAGGUACUGAAGGCAAAGGUGUGGCUGAGGUUCUUUUUGGUGAUUAUGGAUUCACUGGCAAGUUGGCUAGAACUUGGUUUAGACGAGUUGAUCAACUCCCAAUGAAUAUUGGGGAUCCAAACUAUGAUCCACUCUUCCCAUUUGGAUAUGGCCUUACAACUGAACCAACAGUGCAAACGUAA
Molecule: messenger RNA, 1902 nt
Organism: Quercus robur (English oak)
Lineage: Eukaryota; Viridiplantae; Streptophyta; Magnoliopsida; Fagales; Fagaceae
Exons: 9
Coding region: 1-1902 (633 amino acids)
Biological process (GO): glucan catabolic process
Molecular function (GO): beta-glucosidase activity
Source: RefSeq, a predicted model, not a curated record